AGACAGCAGGCGUCUGUGUCACACAUUCGACAUCAAUGACGCUGCUCCCUGUUCGUCAUCCCACCUCAAAAAUUGUCGAUGCAUAAAAAGAACCAGAAAGUGAUGUGAGGAAGUUAGUUGCACAGCUCUGAUAAACGGACGGUAUAGAUUAUUUCACAAUCAGCUUUUGCCAGGAUUACUAUGGCUAAACAACUGUGUUGUGCCUGUCCAGUAAAAAGCAUCUGCAUCCUCCUUCUGCUUCUUUGCUUCAUAGAGUGCCUGGGGAACACAACUUGUCAAGAUAAGCAACCAAGUGGUCCUAGAGGAAGGACUUUUACCAGCAAAGUAAACUGUUCUGAAUUAAUUGAUUGCAAGGAGGAUCUUCUUAAUAGUUCUCUUGUGACACAGGCUGUUCCUGUAUUUUACUGCCUAAUUUUUAUAAUAGGAAUCCCAGCCAAUGGACUUGCUAUCUGGGUUUUAAUCACCAAGAUUAAAAAGUUGCCAGGUACAAUUUUCUUAAUAAAUCUGGCCUUUUCUGACCUGCUUCUCAUCUUGGUGCUGCCUUUUAAGAUUAUGUACUACUUCCAAGGAAAUGAUUGGAGGCUCAGUGAAUCUAUGUGUAGCAUAGUUACAGCAUUCUUUUAUGGGAAUAUGUACAGCUCCAUUCUGUUCCUAAUGAUUAUCAGUAUGGACCGCUACUUUGCUUUGGUUCACCCAUUUCAGGCCAAGGGCUUCCGGAGAAAAAGAUUUGCAGUUGCGAUUUGUAUGGGGGCGUGGCUAGUCAUCGCGCUUGCUAUGAUUCCACUGAUUACCUUUAAGCAGGCUUAUAGCUGCAAAAGCAAAGUAAGAACCAUAUGCCAUGACAUCUUGCCUGAAAACACAGUCUCUUUCCUCAGGAACUACUUUAUCUGCCUUGUCAGCUUGGGAUUUAUCCUUCCUUCUAUUGUAAUUGCAGUUUGUUACAGCUUGGUUUUGUACAGUCUCCGGCAAAGCCGCAGCCCUUGCCACCGUGCCGUGAAGGUCAUUGUCAUACUUCUCCUCCUGUUUUUGUUCUGCUUUCUCCCCAGUAAUGUAGCUCUCUUGGUUCACUACUCACAAAGCAUAAACAAAGACAUUGCUUAUUACUGGUAUAUUAUCUGCCUGGCUCUCAGUACAUGCAACAGCUGUCUUGAUCCUUUCAUUUACUACUACGUGUCAGAUGACUUCAGAGAAAAGAUGAUGGACUCAUUCCGGCAUUAUAGAACAGGUGCUUCACUGGAACAGUCAGGAUCUGCCUCUCAGGAGCUUGUUCAGUCCAAAUCCACUUCACAGAUGAGUGCACAGGCAUCCCAUAAUACCACCAUUCAAAGACCUGUGGUAUAAUCAGAUCAUGGCAUGCUCCAUAAGACAAAGCAGAGCAGCUACAACAUCUAAAUCCCCAGCGUUCGACUUACCUCUCAAUGGAGUGGACUGAACUGCUUGUAGAAUGCUGUGUGCAUGAUGUGAAUUUCUGGUAUAUAAUGUUACAGUGCAUGAAAUGCUAUGUAUGUUUCUGAGACGUCUGACAGCAUGCUUUUUAAUGAAUUACAUUUCUUUAUUUAUGAUGUUUAAAGGUCUCAGAAUUCAUAGUGAAGUCUUUCAUGGGUAUAUUAUAGAGUGAGGCAACAUUAGUAAGGGGUAGUGGGGUUCAUUAAAGAGGAGGAGAGGUUGAGUGAAUAGGCAGAGAUUGGGAAUAGGGAAAGGUAGAGGCUGUGAAUGAAUGUGUUGGAUAAUGCCAGGCCAAUUACAGAAUAAAGGGACCAGAAAGAACUGCUGCAAAUUCAAUGCAAACUAAUUAGGACAAAUUGAAAGGAUGGGAUUCUCCUCCAAAAAAAAAAACAAACAAACAGAUUAAGGCGAAGGCUAGUAGCAUCAUGUAUCAUCAUUUUUAGCAAUACAUGAAAAGGUGAUAUAAAACUGUAAAACUGACAGUACAGAGAAGGGUACAUAACAGGAAGGCAUAUGCCAAAAACAGCAGGCUAUUAGUUUUACCUCAGUAUUAUGGUACAUUAGGCAUCAAAAUCUGGCCACCUGUAUGUUAGUAUGGUGCAUUGUCAAAGAUGGCAUGCAUUCUCUGCAAGGGAAAAGUAUCAGAAGGACACUUGCAUGACCAGAGGAAAUAUACAUUAAGAGCUGUGGGUGUAACUUGCUUAGAAUUUAGAAAAAUUAGAGACAGAAAAAAAUGAAUAAAUAAGUUGUCUGCCUGAACAGUGAGUCUUUCUGUAUUGUCUGUGAAUCAAACUUUCUAUAUAAAGACAAAAGAGGGAAACAAUUAAUAGGCUGUUAUGGGGGGACUAAUGAGGGGACACUAUGUUCAUGGUUUGGAACUUAGCUUUUGUGUUUUGCUUUCAGGAAGGAGACUGGAUAAGGAGCGCUGGAGAAAGGGUGCCCAUUCCCUCUCCAUUUGAUAGAAAAAAGUAUAUCCCACAACUAAAAGAAAAAAAUUGGAGAGCAAAGGAUAUGGAAGGAAAACAAAAUCUAAAGGGUGGGGUGAGUGAUUAAAAUGUGAGCUGUAAAAAAACAAGAAUUUGCAUGUGAACAAUGGAAGAUAAGGUGUGCAGUGAAAUAGACGGAUACCUUCAUAGGGUAUAGCUGGCACCCGUCUGACAGACUAGAAAUACAUUCUUUUUGUCAGCUUAUUUAUAUGUAUGUAAAAGCACAUGGGAGUAGUAAUAUGUGAUGGUUUUAAAUUAGUCUGACAAUGUGCAAUGGUGAUCAGGAUGUUGGCAGCAGACCCUGUUUGAAAUACUGGCAGCACUUCUGAGGAACCCCCUCUGCCAAAAAAAAAAUGUGUAUUAAACAUGCCCAUGGAAGAAUAAGUAAGUAUGUAGUAAGUGUGCAGCAGAAUUAAUGCAAAGAUUAAAGGUGGCUGCAGCAGUGAAAAGUGAAGAGGAAUAAAGUUUAUAGCAUACCGUGGGUGUACUCAGGAAGGGAGAUGAUAACUUUCAUAAAAACAAAGGUGCUGAAGGACAAUAGGGUACAGCUUAAAGGUAAAAGGAGAUGUGAAAAACAGUGCAAAGACAUAUAUUCCUACUACUUAGUCAGUGUUAGAUGCCCAGGACAGCUUUCUGAUGUGAUAACGUGUUCUCUGAAAAUGGACCUAGUAAACAUAGUCAAGGCAUCAAAUAGCUGUAGUUAGGGGAAAUGUUAAAACUGUUUCUUAGUUAUCACAAAUAGUUAAAACUGUUACUUAGUUAUCACAAAUAGUUAAAACUGUUAGUUAUCACAAAUCGUUAAAACUGUUACUUAGUUAUCACAAAUAGUUAAAACUGUUACUUAGUUAACACCUACAGGUUAUCUAAUAGGUAUCAAUGGGAGCAAGCAGGAUAGGUUGGUUGUUCUUAUCUGGUGACAAAAUGAAUACUUCUUUGGUUUGUAGCAUCAGCUUUUUCAGUGUAUAAUCAUGUGUUUGUCCACAGUCUGAGAAAGAAUCAGCAGGUGUCAGAUAUACUUCCUUGUUUUGAAUAUUGUAUCACGUGCCAUUUUCUAUAAAGAAGACAACACUAAAAGCUGUGACUGGGGUGAAGGCGUAUGCUAACCACAUAUCUGUGUCAGUCAGGAGAGAUGAGACAGGAAAACAGAACUGGAAUAUUCCUCUCAGCUGCUGCAGAAGUUGGCAUUAGUGGAACUCAAGUGAUGCUGUGUUGGUGUAAAGUUUCAUUACUACUGACAAUGUAAUAUUUAUUGGCGUAAAUAUUUGUUAUUGCUGAGGAUACUAUAAUUUAUAAAAAUACAGAUGGGGAGACAAACACCAGGUUUUGCAUCUUUUCUAAUUAUUGCAGUUAAAAUAAGAAAAGAGAUUAUUUUUCAGAAAUAUAGAUAUAUAUGAAAAGCAGUGUGCUGAGUGAAGGGAUGAUGUACUGCAACAAUUUCAUGUUUUUUACUGCUGUAAUCCACACUUAAAUAGAAAUAGGAACUGCAGUAUUGCUACAUAUCUAUAUUGCAAACCUAACCUAAUAAUUCAGACAAGUCAGUGAAUGAUUAAAAAGGGUUUCUGUCGGAUGUUUAUUUCUCUCUUUCUUAUAACUACUGCCUGAAUCAUGGCAAAGGUUUACAAGAGACCACAAGGUAACAUAAAACCAUUAAAUAUAAUUUUAGAGA
This is a messenger RNA of Protopterus annectens (West African lungfish), 4098 nucleotides long. Its product is annotated as proteinase-activated receptor 4-like. The record is from RefSeq and is a predicted model, not a curated record. Bases 181 to 1341 code for a protein of 386 amino acids. Gene Ontology annotation, biological process: phospholipase C-activating G protein-coupled receptor signaling pathway; blood coagulation; positive regulation of Rho protein signal transduction. Lineage: Eukaryota; Metazoa; Chordata; Ceratodontiformes; Protopteridae. Gene Ontology annotation, molecular function: thrombin-activated receptor activity. Gene Ontology annotation, cellular component: membrane. The transcript is spliced from 2 exons.